CUCACCAUUGGCACGGCGGAAGAUCCGCAGGCAGCUGCCGUCACCGAAGUCGAUGUGGCGGCCGACCACCAUGAGCUGCGCCAACACACGGGGAAACGAUCUAUACGCCUACACCACACCACACACAGACAGACAGACAGACAGACAGAGGAUGAGGCCUCUGUGUUCUCUCCCAUCCCCGUGUGUGUGUGCCUUACCGUCUUGUUGGCGUGUGUGUUGAUGUCAUCGGCCGUGAGGUUGAGGGGCAGCGUGCAGUAGCGGCACUGGCUGGCCCACUGCAGCACCUCCCCCGUCUCAUCCCACCGCCCGCCCUUCUCGGCUAUGCACACCGCCGCCAUGAGCUCACCCAUCCCCAGCGAUGGGUCGAAGCGCACCAGCUGCAGCCGCUGAGUGUUGAUGCCAUCGCCGUCACGGCUCAGUGAGUCGGCGAGGCGGUUGCGCAGCUCAGCUACGGUGAAGGCAGCCCGGAUGCGCCGCGAUGUGGCCCUCAGGCGGGCAACUGUGACGAUGUCGGGCAGAUGGCCUCGGCUGCCAACGAACAAGUAGCUGACGGGAUGCUCCUGGGCGGCCAUCGUCCCAUCAGCCAUCAUGCCAAGCCGUCAACACAUGCCUACGAUGAAAUCCGCCGAAAAAUGGGCUCGGCAUGAUCGAGUUUAUUCAGCCCAUGUCGACUGCCUUCCGAUCGAUGCAUUUUGCUGUCCGCGUGUCAUUGCAAAGUCGCUUGCCAUGUCUUAGCUAGAUCCCCC
Messenger RNA from Vitrella brassicaformis, 746 nucleotides. The record is from the annotation of a GenBank genome assembly. Lineage: Eukaryota; Vitrellaceae.